Hordeum vulgare subsp. vulgare (domesticated barley) is the source of this 1501-nucleotide messenger RNA. Its product is annotated as microtubule-binding protein TANGLED1. NCBI's taxonomy places the organism in Eukaryota, Viridiplantae, Streptophyta, Magnoliopsida, Poales, Poaceae. Gene Ontology annotation, biological process: regulation of phragmoplast microtubule organization. The record is from RefSeq and is a predicted model, not a curated record. The transcript has 3 exons. Gene Ontology annotation, molecular function: microtubule binding. The coding region runs from base 152 to 1279 and encodes 375 amino acids.
UACUUCCCCCGAGACUUUGAGAGCGAACUAGCCGUUGUGCUGGGGCGACCGUUAGGCCGAGGCGUAGUACGACCCUGCCGCCCGUCGUCUCUACAAACCCGCACCUGCUCCUCAUCAUCAGACGCAGGCAGUACCGAUCGACGACGACACCAUGGUCGCCAGGAGCCCCAACGCCAAGGCUGACCGGCAGACGGCGGCCGCCAUCGCCGCCGCCACCGCGCUCAACCCCGCCCUCGUCAGGGAGACCCUCAAGAAGAUGGACCGGUGCAUGGCCCGGCUGCAGGAGCUGCAGUACACGGUGGCCGGCGGCGCCAAGGUCGUCUCCGGGGUCAGCCUCAGCCCGCGCAGCACCCGCGGCUACCUCCGCACCAGCAUCCGCUGCAAGCAGGAGACUGUCAGGAUGAGGGGGACGCCGGCGCAGAGCAGAUCCCCCAACGGCAAGUUCGGCGGCGGCGACGGCGCGGCCCAGUGGCGCCGGAUGUCGUUGCCGGCGAUGCUCCUCGGCGAGACCGUGCUGGAGAUCGUCCAGGCCAGCCAGUUCGCCCGGGACAUCGUGGCGGUCGCCGAUCCCCCCAAGACCCCGAAGCCCGCCGCGAGGACCAGGAAGGCCACCGCGGAGCAGACGCCGCUCCGGGCCCGCCGAGCCAAGGAGAAGCAGAGCCAGCGUGGCACGGCCGGAGCCGAGGCCGGCACGCCGCCUUCGCGCGGGCGCGUCCGCUCCAGGAUACAAUUCAAGCCCGCUUCGCCUCUCGGCCGGCCGACAGUGUCAGCCGCGAACAGGGUGUCCCCCAAGAACCGGCCGUGGGCAAAGAAGACGGUGAUGUUCCCCAAUCCCACGUUCUUGGCUCCAGCUUCCUCCACCGCGCACGCCUCGCCGUCGGCCACAAAGAAACAGAAGCGGUCCAGCAAGACUCGGUCCCCUGUUAUGGCCCAUCAGACGCCGCACAAGUUCCUGGUGAGGACGCCGCCGAGCGCUCUUGGGUCCAAGCUGAAAAGCCAUGGCAAAUUGCUGCCCAAUUCAAGGCCCGUCGCGGUGUCGCCGCCAGGGAAAGCGCAGGCGGCGUCCGGGAAAACCCGGCGGUGCUCGUUCUCGCCGUCCAAGUUGGCAUCUAGGCUCGUUUCACCAAUAAAGGCGAGGUUAUCCUUCGUGUCGCCAAUGAAAUCGAGGACGUCGUCGCUGAGGUGCCGCGAUGGUGCCGUCGGCGGCAGCAUGAUGAGUGGGCUCAAGCAGCGACCCGUCGUCAACCUGACGGCGCGGACUGUCAGGAUAUCAUCUUGAUGUGAGGUGAUCAAUCGCGGUGUGAUCUUCAGCAUCUUGCGAAGACGAGCCCCUGUAAUACUCAAGAGCAACGAGGAACUCUGAAACUGUACAUGGAUCAGUUACAUUUCGUUGGAUCUUGGGAGUACCUGAUCUUGUCUGGAUAGUAUUUCUAAAGGAUCUUGGUUUGAUCAAACCAACAGUAGCUGUAAUUUUUUGGACAAAUAUAACAUUUUACCAGAA